Messenger RNA from Pelodiscus sinensis (Chinese soft-shelled turtle), 3681 nucleotides. NCBI's taxonomy places the organism in Eukaryota, Metazoa, Chordata, Testudines, Trionychidae. The record is from RefSeq and is a predicted model, not a curated record.
UUGAUACCAUUAAAGUUUGUGACAACACAGGAAAGCUCCAACCAGUAAAUAGUGGGAUGACUUGAGUUUUUUCGAGGUUGCUGACAUGGCUAUGCAGCGCUCACAGCAGCACAGACAAGAAUUCACUCUCAGCUGGUUUCCUUAAAAGAAAGCAAUUCUGUCUUUCAGUUAAAAAAAAAAAAAAGCUGUAACUGUUGAAGCGGCAUGCACUUAAUAAGCUACUUCUAAAUCUGGUUUCAUCAUUUCAGUCUGUGGACUAGCAGAACCGAAGCUGCAGAAUCCUUCUCAAGAAUGUGUGUGUAAGGAGAUAAGUGUGAAGGCCACUGGACCAGAUGUGUUAGGGAAAAGCUGAGGACAGACAUAAAGGCGCCAGAGAGUGCUGUAUAUCCCCAUCGAGAUGUAAGCAGCGGGCAGAUUAACGACUCUGAAAGAAGGCAACCAUUUACCAAAUGGGACAAGAUAUUUGUGAUCGAAACCAACUUAGCAUUGCCAACAAAGAAGAUAAGGAGCAAGACAAACAACCGGAGAUAACAAACAUCCAUCAGAAAAAACAGCAUAGCCAUGCAAAACUUAUCCCAAUGAAAGAAAACUGCUAUAAAAAGGAGCUGCUUUGCCAUAAUUUUGGGGGAUGUCCUGCCAAGACUGGAGCAUCAAUCUGGACAGAUAGACUCCUGCUCCUCUGUCUGUUCUCGAUCUGAUAGGCCACCAACCAUGGAUGGUGCAAAAAGCUCAAGGAUUCAACACAAGAUGUAUAUGGUCAAUUACAUUUUUCUCCAGCUGUCACAUAAAGACUAGAUCAGCAGCUAUUCUAAAAUGCGUGGAUAGCUGCAAGCCAGUACACAGCAAAUGGGCCUCUGCGACAGAAAUGGAGAAAAUAAGGGUACGAAAUUCCUGGGUGCCAACUUGCCUAUGGCAACCUAGAAUUCUCCAGGGCAGGCUCGCAAAAUCUUCACCUACCCUCUGGGACAGUACUUUGCAAGAACAGAAGGGGGAAUUACGGAAGCGCCUAUCCUACACUACCCACAAACUGGAAAUGCUUGAAACAGAAUUUGAUUCUACACGCCAGUACCUUGAAAUUGAAUUGAGACGUGCUCAGGAAGAACUUGAAAAAGUAACUGAAAAAUUGAGAAGGAUACAAAACAAUUAUCUAGCCUUACAAAGAAUUAAUCAGGACUUAGAAGAUAAACUUUACAGGAUGGGUCAACAUUACGAAGAGGAAAAAAGGGCCUUAAGCCAUGAAAUAAUAGCACUCAAUAAUCAUUUAAUAGAAGCCAAGGUGACAAUAGAUAAGUUAUCAGAAGACAAUGAGCUCUAUAGAAAGGACUGCAAUUUAGCUGCUCAGCUGCUCCAGUGCAGCAAGAAUUACGACAGGGCACAUAAGCUUUCUGAGUUGCCAUCUGACUUUCAGGAGAGAGUCAGCCUCCAUCUGGAAAAGCACGGGUGCAGCCUUUCUGUCCCUUUGUGUCACACAUCAUUUGCCGAUAAUAUACCAACUUGCGUCAUCGCUAAGGUACUGGAGAAACCAGACCCAACCAGCUUGUCUUCACAUCUGUCAAGCACGUCAGCAAGGGAUCGCUCUUUUCAGGACUCUGAUGGGAAGCUUGGCCAAAGGCCCCAGUACAAGUCUGACAUCUACUGCAGUGACACCGCCCUUUAUUGCCCUGAGGAGAGGAGAAGGGAAAGGAGACAAAGUGUUGACAUGCAGGUGAAAGAUGUUGGGUUUUUGAGGUCCCAGAACUCUACUGACAGUACUGUAGAAGAAGAUGGCUUCCAUUCUAGCUUCUCUCAUGAAGCCUUCCAAGAAUAUGUUACCUCUUUACCAACCUCUAGCUCCUACUCUAGUUUCAGUGUCACAUCUGAGGAAAAAGAAAACGCCCAGGCCAGCACUCUGACAGCCUCCCAGCAAGCAAUCUACCUGAGCAGCAGAGAUGAAAUGUUUGAAAGAAAGUCAUGUUCUAGUUAUGAUCAUCAGGGAAGUCCAAGGUUUGCCAAGUCAAAAUCCGUGCAGCAAAUGGAACUUGCUGACAACAAUGAGAACUCGCCCACUUUUACUAGGACUCUGCCACCUUAUGCGAAUGAGCCUUUUCAUUUCUCAGCCAUAACAACACAACAGGCAUUGGCCACUCAGAAAAUGCGUAAUGACUGCAGGAGCACCCAUCUUUCAGAAGAAGACUUACCAGGGCGGUGGAGGCAGCUGAGUGUAGAGGACAUCGGUGCAUAUUCUUACAGGAACACUGGCAGACUAUCACCCUGUAGCUUUUCAGAGCAGUAUUACAGCAGCCCUAUAAAAAAAGCAGAGAGCCGAACAAGCCCCAUCUAUGCUGCUUACAAAGGAGACAGCUUUUCAGAGGGAGAAGAUAUCUGUCAAAGUAGACUUGUGGAUUCUUGCUUCCUCAGAACAGAUAGUGGCCUGAACAUUGACAUCAGCACGAGCUGUAAACAGGACAAAUUGCCCUCUUACAAAACAAAAGAACCACGAGACCAAAAAAAUGACAGGAUCACAAUGCAGUUGUGCAGUAGCAAAAAUAUUGAGAGUAGCCCAGUGUUGAAAAGAGAAUACGUUGAUGUAAGCCCAAACAGCUCAGCCGAAUCCCUCAACCAGAGUUCAGUGGAGGCUUCAGAGAUCCAUCAGUCUUCCAUGGAGCAAGGGAACCAUUCAGGUCUUCACAGCAAACAACAGCAGUUUCAACGGACUGGGAGUACUGGUCUAAGUCGGAAGGACAGUCUUACAAAAGCACAAUUAUAUGGAACCCUUCUAAAUUAGAUAUUUUCCAAAACUGCAAUAAGAAAAAAUAACAACAUUUGUUAGUUCUUUUGAACAACAGGGUUCUAAGAAACAGGAUUAUUAUAUAUUCAUAACAGUACUGUAUGUUUAAAACAACAAUCUGUACAAAACCAUUACACAGCAUUUUUCACACAACAUUCUUUCCAUCUGGAAGACCACCCUUUCCCCCCUUUUAUAAACCUGAAAUAUUUUUAUAAACGAAAUGGUAUUUAUUAGAUUAUCCUUAAUCUGAGCUAUUUGAGCAGCAACCUUUUUCCUUCAAGCAGGUUUCUUAUUUAUUUUUGUGCAUGAGGCCAUCAGUGCCUGAACUCUUGGAGGAAGAGGGUAAAAUCAUCAUUGUGAUGACAAAAAUCAAACCCCCUCAGUAAGAUACCAUCAACUCUGUGUCAUGUGAAUCUGAAAGGUAUGAGAAUGGUGAAUUUAAAGAAGUAUAUUUUUAAAUGAGAACCGAAAUGAACCCUAAGUUCUUUCAUACAAAUGUAUUUAUGAGUGAAAAAUGUACACACAAAGUGAUACAAAUAUUUUGUUCUUUUACUCCAUUGUGUUUCUGCUUUCCUACUUUCCCUUGUAUACUACCUCAAAGUAAUUGAGGGUUUCUUGAUCACAUAUUUUCUGUAGGCUUGCAUUUAUAUUGUCUAAGAUGCAUGAAGUGUCAUAAUUAGUACUGUAUUUUGCAUUACUUAAUAAAAGACACUGGUGGAAAUGUUUUGAUUUUGUCCUCUUUAAAAUAUAUUUUGCAAUUAUUCACAAUUGUUCUUUGUGGGAUCGAUCCUGAAAGGGGUCAAAUUAAAUUCAGUGGGAUUUGAUGCCACCCCAGCAUUCUGCUGGGGUUACUCAACACUUUCUGUUAUCAAAGAAUCAGGCCCUAUUUAACACACACACCCUCCCCUGAAAGA